UGUCGUAUCUUUGUUUUGGUUUUCGGUCUGUUACAGGUGCAGCAGUUGGCGAUACAUUUUAUUUGCUUGUAUCAGCGAGCCGUCAGACAGGUUUCUUUUUUGUCUUUCCUCUGAUUUGGUUUAGCCCACUCUGCUCACAGGAUUUCUUCUCUUAGUGGGUUUAAGAACAGCAGGCUGGCUCUCACAACUGGAUCUUCAGCACAGCAGGUGGGUAUCUGUGACUAACAGGCCAGGUCAACAGCUGAAAGUGAACCAAGAGAAAGUUUAAACAGUGAAGCAGCCACCGCACUGACUGAGUAACAUAACAAUUUGAUGAAGUAUGACGAGGAGAGGUGUAGGUUACAUACUACUCAAGAACAGCCCCUUCUAGAGGACGAUCCACAGGAGGUGAUCACAGUGAAGCAGGGAGAGGACGUCACUCUCCAGUGUUGGGGUUUCGCAGAUGCUCCCAUCGAGCUGCUGGAGUGGAGCAGACCUGAGCUGACAGACUACGUGUUUUACUACAGAGAGCAGCGCUCCUAUGAAAAAUAUCAGCAUCAGUCUUACAAAGGUCGGGUGAAGCUGAGAGACCCGGAGAUGAAGAAUGGAGACGUUUCAGUGAUUCUGAACGACGUCACCUUCAAUGAUACGGGCAGAUAUGAGUGUUUGGUUGGAACGAGGAGAACGAGAGACAAGCGGAGCUCCAUCAGUGUCAGGGUGGAACAGACUACUAAAGAUGCCUCGGGUGGAGGAAACACUGAGAGAGAAAACAGGGAUGUUGGAGGGAACAUGGAGAGAGAAAAGUGGCGUGUUGGACAGAUAGCAGCCAUAGUGAUUACAGUGAUUGUAGCAACCACACUGAUUUUACUGAUUGGGGCAGUUGUAGCUGAGUUGGGACAGCAGGUUCCCUACUAAUGGGAGGGUUGGCCCAAGUUGCGCUCAGAUGCAGUCAUUGGAGUCUAAAUGUUAGACAGAAAGCUCUGACACCAAAAAAGUGCUGGUGUGAAUGUUUGAAUGAGGCAAGUUGUGUAAAGGGCUCAGUCUGAGUGCUCACAGUAGAAAAACGUUAGAUAAAAAACAGUUUACUGUUUAAUGUAAUCUCUGUUGCUUCUAACACAAAGAUCAGACAAACAAACUUGUCAGAAUCUCCUGCAGAGCGAUGAAGCUGGAAACGAGCUGCACUGAAAUG
Oreochromis aureus is the source of this 1168-nucleotide messenger RNA. RefSeq names its product butyrophilin subfamily 2 member A1-like. The coding region runs from base 313 to 894 and encodes 193 amino acids. The record is from RefSeq and is a predicted model, not a curated record. The transcript is spliced from 2 exons. NCBI's taxonomy places the organism in Eukaryota, Metazoa, Chordata, Actinopteri, Cichliformes, Cichlidae.